Molecule: messenger RNA, 792 nt
Organism: Didymodactylos carnosus
Lineage: Eukaryota; Metazoa; Rotifera; Eurotatoria; Philodinida; Philodinidae
Source: the annotation of a GenBank genome assembly
AUGUUAACUAAUUACAUUAUUUUAUUUGGUUUAUUACUGUUAAUAUUAAUGGUAUCAUGUCGUCCACCAGAAUGUCAAGUUGAUAAUGUUGAUUUUUUAACAAAAGUUCGUGAUUCACCUAUUGUUCUUCUUGGUGAAACAAUGACAAAAAAUAUGUUUCCAAACGCAAUGAAUCAAUUUAAUGUGACAUUUCAAGUCAGUUGUAUAUUCAAAGGAAAACCAACAAAUCAUACUAUUAGUAUUAGUCAAGCAGGUUUUACAUCUGGGCGUAAUUAUUGUCAAGAUCUGGCAGCUGGCACAACAUACAUUGUUUUUCUUGAAGAGUGGCAUGAUGUUUAUCGUCCAAUGGACUUUCAAGAAAUUGAAUAUUCAAAUAAUAAUAAUUCAACAUUGGAAUUAUUAGAUAAAACCUGUAAUCUGACACAUUUAAAAGCAAAAGAUUAUGCAAUUGACGAAUGUCCGCCCGUUUCAACUGCUUGUUAUGAAUCUAAAAUGGAUACAAUUAUAUCGUCAAAACAUGGUGGUGAUGAUGCUCAUUUUAGAGACUAUUUAACAUCAUCUCAUCCAGCAAUAAUUAGUGGUGAUAUGCAUUAUGAGCAGUUAAAUGUUUCCUCGAAUAUUCAUCCAAUAGAUAGUGUACAAGAUGAAUCAGAUGCAACAUUAAAUCAACAACGUGGAAAAUCGCAGUUUUCAGAUGAACAUCAACAUCCACCCAAUCAUGUAUCAUCAACUUAUCAAAGUUUUAUAGUUCUCAUCUCAUUUAUUGUCGCAUGCGUUGUAUUCGUACAAUGA